Arabidopsis arenosa is the source of this 772-nucleotide messenger RNA. NCBI's taxonomy places the organism in Eukaryota, Viridiplantae, Streptophyta, Magnoliopsida, Brassicales, Brassicaceae. The record is from the annotation of a GenBank genome assembly.
CUUCUUCUUUCUCUGAUUUUGCUUUGCUUGCUUGUCCAGAAAGUCGCCGAGAAAGUUAAAAACUAGAACGGCGGAGGAAAAAAAAUCGAAGAGGAGAAAUGGAUUCGGAGAAGAAGAUAGCUCAUGAGAUCGGAGGUAUGAAGAACGAUGCUCUUCGCUUCGGACUUCACGGUGUUAAGAGCGAUAUCAUUGGAUCUCACCCUCUCGAAUCUGCCUACGAAUCUGGAAAGAAAACACAAGAAGAAAUGAAGAGGAAAGUGAUUACGCAUACUUAUGGAGCUGCUCUUCCUUUGAAGAUGGAUCUUGAUAGGCAAAUCCUUUCCAGGUUUCAGAGACCUCCUGGACCAAUUCCGUCGUCAAUGCUUGGCCUUGAAGUCUACACAGGAGCUAUAGAUGACUUUGGUUUUGAGGAUUACUUGAAUGAUCCUCGUGAAUCCGAGACGCUCAAACCAGUAGACUUUCACCACGGGAUGGAAGUUCGGCUUGGUCUCUCCAAAGGCCCAGUUCCCCCAAGUUUCAUGUAGGGUCAAAACAAUCUUUAGUCUCACCAUCAAAGUAUUUCCAUCUUCAGGUCUCAUAUGCUUUAAAAUCCUCAAUCUGAGUAAGAUCAUGUUAUGAAUUUCCACCCGUCUUAAAAGAAUCUACUUGUUUGAACUUUUCUCUAUUCUGCAUCUCCUUGCUCUGAACAUGAUGAAAUGUGUUUCAGUUCUCAUCUCUCUCAAUUUACAUUUGGAGUUACUUAGUUAGAUUUGAAUAAGGACUUACCUAAAAC